GUGAGUUGAACUUAUCUUCAAUCAUACUCAGAUCAAUAUAUAUUCAACUACUUUCUUUGAAAUACUUAGUUAAAUCACUUUGUUGUCGGAGGGGUGCGACUCACUUAGACGAGAUGAGUUGAAAUAUGAAGGAACCUGAGAUGAAGCCUAAGCAUUCAUGGAGAAAAAAAAGGAUAAUAUAGACGUGGUGAAAGCCCGGAAGAGUCUAGGAAGUGAAAAAUAAAAAGUUAGAAGCUCGGAUGUUGAGAGCAGAAGUGCAUGUGGUCACGAAAAGGGAGUUCCAAGGCAGAGGGGACAAGUGGUAUCGGUAAGAACCGGAAGUGGAGAAGGAACCGUGUGUGGAAGGAUACGCGGUCCAUCCUUGGUCCGCCAUCCUGACGGCAUGGUCCUUUGGGCCACUAUACUAUUCCUUCAAGGAGCUGGUCUCGUAGGUUCGAUGACAGGUAUCAAGGGCGUCCCUGAGAAUAUCACAGUGAUGUUCCUGAAUCCGACGUCUGUCCGCGUAUCGUGGAGCACAAGCCAAGUUGAAAAAGUGGAAAAGUAUGAUGUCACGUACAAACCUACUGAUGCCAGGUUCUUGCACUUAUCGUUAAACAGCACCGCAAAAGAAGUAACUCAAGAUUACAGGGUGGUGGCGGUGGUCGCAGGUAACAGCGAAGCGGUGACCUUGAGUGGCCUUCGGGCUGACACGCAAUACCAGCUGGUCGUCACUGCCGUCAGAGGUGGUAAGAGGUACAAGAGCCGGCCAAUUGUCUUCCGCACACUAGAACCACCAAAAACGUCUCCCCAACAGGACGCGGCGUCUACGGGGUCUUCUCCCCCACCUACAGCUCAACAUCCACAAACGUAUCUACAAAUUCGAGGUGUCGAGGUGGGUAUAGUGGUGUUAGUGCUGAUCGUGUGGGCCGGGGCGAUAGCUUUGUUCUUUAACCGCUGGGGCAAAAUACGCAUGCUGCUGCCCUAUCAGCCCGACUACAAGCAAGAACAACUCAAGGUUCCAGGCACGGGAGUCUGCUCUUCAACGACUGCAGCCUACACUCAUCACUCGUCCCAGCACAACUGUUCUCAGGGAAUGACUACAUUGUGGGAUAUGGUGCAGCAGUGCGGGGGAGGGGGUUGCUGCGUGUUCGAACGAUGCUUUCAAUAUCCUAGAAGAGCCCGGGAGCCCCGAGAGUGCGGCUGCCAAUUUGCUCUUCUUCACAGGGCUGACAUCGCGUGA
Messenger RNA from Belonocnema kinseyi, 1219 nucleotides. Its product is annotated as fibronectin type III domain-containing protein 5-like. The coding region runs from base 383 to 1219 and encodes 278 amino acids. Lineage: Eukaryota; Metazoa; Arthropoda; Insecta; Hymenoptera; Cynipidae. The record is from RefSeq and is a predicted model, not a curated record. The transcript has 9 exons. Gene Ontology annotation, molecular function: protein binding.